Messenger RNA from Pelobates cultripes (western spadefoot toad), 16612 nucleotides. NCBI's taxonomy places the organism in Eukaryota, Metazoa, Chordata, Amphibia, Anura, Pelobatidae. The record is from the annotation of a GenBank genome assembly.
CUCCACACAGCAGGAACUGGUUGGGUCCUAUUCUGAGAGGGUUGGUUUGAAAUGAGAGUCUAAUGACUUAAUUAGUGAAAUGAGUUUUUGCCACUUAUCAGGGACAGUAGUGGAGGGUGAGGGGUGAGAUAACUAUUUGGAGCCAAUGAGGACCAGGCAGCAGCAGGAGAGCAGACAAGGAAACAGGAGAUGAAAGAGGGUGAGAAGGAUUCAGACACAGGAGAGAAGACAAGAUUUCCACAGCCCAAGGAGGGAGGAAAGGGGUCACCUCACAGCACGUGCUGCCACUAAAGGGGGCCUGAAACAUCAGACAGGGGGUCACCUGAUGCUGGGGAACCACUCACCUGAAGGGGGAUAUUUGGCCGACAGAGACUCUCACAGGUCCAGCAAUGCUCACAGAGAAGGUAACCUUCCUCCACAGGUGUCAGGAUCCCAACACCAGUUGGAUUUAGCAUGGGAAUGAAGAGUUCAGCCCUUACCCACUGACCUAUACUAGAAAGAGACUUUAGCCAGGUAGCCACUUACCACACUCCAAGGGCCACUUACCUCAGCACAACACAUUGUGGGACAGGAACAAGUGUGGUUCCUCUGGGGCAGUAAAGUCAUUGCUACUGAAGAUACCCCCUGCACCACAGAUACCCCAGGUCAGCCAGACCCAAUGCAGAAGAUCAUGGAAAACUCUCAGAGGUUCAGGAUUGAUGCCCUACUGGCGGAGGAGCGCCCCCUUCUGUUACCCCACCAGGGCAGAGAGCACCAAAUGUCUCAGUCAGCCUCACUGGCUCAGCUGUUCCCCAAGGCUGGCUUCCUGCCUCUGCCCAGCCUGUACCCAACUCCUUUAUAUCACCUGCCUACCCUGGGGGCCCCACAUCCAGCUUUCCAAUACAGCGGCUUCUCUGGGGGCCCUGCUCUUGGGAGCGACCACCUCAAGGCAGGCUCACUGCCCCUGGAGCACUGGCUGAGGGCUGGACUUCUCCUGCACAGAGGACAUGACCUACACUGUAAGUACUGGUCAUCUGGGUGGAGGGUGAUGGGCAUCUGGUUGGAGGGCAAUGCGGUAAUGGGCAUCUGGGUGGAAGGCAAUGCGGUGAUGGGUAUCUGGGUGGAGGGGCAAUGGGGUGAUGAGUAUCUGGGUGGAGGGCAAUGGGGUGAUGGGUAUUGGAGUGGAGGGCAACGGGUGAUGGGUAUCUGUGUGGAGGGCAAUUAGGUGAUGGGUAUCUGUGGUAGUAUGGGGGCAGGACAGUAAAUAUGGAAAGUUUAAUAUAAAACCCUAUAACAAGGAAUGAAUGGUGCCUCUCACUCCACAUACAAGGUAGGAAGUUCCUGAUUGAAUUAGUAGUCUGUACAGGGGGUACACUGAGGUAUAACAGGUGUGAAGUUCCUCUAUAAGUUGUAAGCUUUGCAGAUACCUGGAGCAGGUAGGUGCUCAUUGUGGAGGUUACACUGUCUGAUACUCAUGUGAAAAGAGUUUACUUUCUGUUAGACUGGUGACAUUAAUUCCCAAUAUCAGGGAUUUCAUCCCAUAGUCUGUUGGGCAGGUAGGUGCACAUUGAGUGUAAGGAUAAACUGAACCCCUGCUAUUUAUGUCACAGGAAGGUCCUAUAAACCCUGCUGUCUAUGUAAGGUAUGUCCUUAUAAUCUGUGUAAAAGGUUGACAGGUAGGUGGCAUGAGAUCCAUUGUAAGGUUUCUCUGUGGGAGAAUGAGGGUUUGACACAUUGUAUCUAGUUUUCUCUAAUUGAGCAUUUGUCUUUAAUGAGGGCCCCUGGGAGUCAGACAAUCACCAGCCCUUGUCCUCACUGAUAAUCCUUUGAAACUAAUGUCAACAGUCUGAUUUAAUGCCCCUGGGGAGGGCUGAGGGGUGUGCUGCAUGGCUUGUAGUGUGUUAUGCUUUGUUUCUGCACAAAAUACUGAGCAAAAUAAUCUACAUAGACUACAACUCUCGUAACUCCCAGACACAUAGAGAUUAAAUUGGUUUAGUGAAUAAACCCCUUUAGUUUUAUUUUGUAUAUGUGAGAUUAAUAACCAGCAUUUUUAAUACAAUGACAGAUGUUUCAUGUGUAGGUCAAAUUUACUUAAAAAUAACUUUUAAAAAAUUGAGUUCAACCACCCACACCACAACGUGCACCCAGAUAAUCUCUCUCUCACCCAGAUAAUUGUUUUGUUCAUUUAUACAAAGAAAUAGUCAUUAAUUAUCUCCUCAAACCAACAAAAGUUUGGUAGAACAGGUUUAUUUUUAAUCAAUUGCAAAUCGUAGUUUAAAAUACAAACAUUUAUUAACUUUAAUAAAAACAAGUAAACUCAUCACCGGAGAAAAAUUAGAUCACCUUGCCAAUACCUCCCAGACCUGGUCAAGGGUGACACCAUUUUGGUGAUACCAGGUACCCAUGAUCCUCUUUGCAUAUGCAGUUUUACAAAUUGCACCCAAGUUGGAAUAACUCUCCUAGUGGCCUCUCCCUGUUAGUCUCUCCACCUUGGAGAUCUCUGUGAACACUGACCAUAUUAGUUAACUAUUUCACAUGCAUUUUUUCCACCAUAUAUUUCCUAGUUGUGUGUAAAUUAAAGUUUGUUAGGGAUACUGUGCCAAUAACAUGAUUAAAUCUAAUAUUCUUUACAUGUAUAUUACAAGUUCACAGGUGGCUCCAUAUUCAUUCUGUAUAUUUAUUUCGGUGUAAACCAUGUUAAUUGGCCGCUAUCUGGAUUAUUAACUAGCAUGCACAUUUCAAGAAUGCAAAAUAAAUAUAAUUACUAAAUAAAAGUGGUAUCCAAUAAAAUACAAAUGGCAACAUUAACUUUGAAAUAGUAAAGCUGUGACUAUAGAAGGGUUUUUCCAAAUAAGCAAUUUUACCCUAUAUUGUCCUAUUCUAUUCUAUUCAAUUCUGAGAUUAGCGAAUAAACCCUAAAGUGAACAUCGAAUAAUAGAUCACAAUAGACUAACUGGAAGAAUUCCAAUUUAUUUUCAAGUCGACUGUUUUAACCCAGCAUUUGGAAAUCAUUCUGAAUUAGUUUUAAAUUACCAACAUUUUGUCCCUUUUGUGAAUACCUUUCUCUUAGUCAGUGGAUUUUUUAGUUACUUUAUUUGCUCUCUUGUGUUUUGGCGAUUUUGUUAAUUUACUGCUUCACAAAUAUGUUUUGUCAGAAGCGUAAUCUAAUGUAAGUUUGCUAUUUGUUGGCUAAGUGGGUUUGGCAUCUGCUGCAUUACGGACCAAGUUAUACAAGAAGUGACGAGAAGAAGAUUUCGGCUUGUCUUUGAAUCUGAUAAAAGAAGUUAAUUCAUCACCAGACUGAUAUUACUGAUGUGCCGUCACAGUGUGGAUUCAAAGUACAAAUCAAAACUUAACAGAAUUAUCAGGAAACACACAUACACUUUAGAAACCCAUUCAAACGAUCCUUAGACUUUCUUUAAGGAACAUUAAUGAUUAACAUAUAAAACUAUUAUUCAGAAUAUUUCAAAUGCUUUAAGAAAGUGGAGUCAGUCUGCCUCACCUCUCGCAGAAACAGCGUUUGGAAACUACAAGAAAAAUAAAAUAAACUGUUAGUUGGGAAUAUGAAAUGCUAAAUAAAAGGUAACUCAACUAAGAUGGAGACCUUUCAAACUGUGGCCACUUGAUAUGAACCCAUUAUUUAUUUCAUAGUCUAUGGCAUGGGUAGGCACAAUCUUUGCCACUCCAGAUGUCGUGGACUACAUCUCCUAUCAUACUCUUACAGCCAUAAUGAUGGCAAAGCAUUAAGGCAGAUGUAGUCCACAACAUGCAGAGUGGCCAAGGAUGCCUAGACUCAUCGUUCCUACUGGAUCAGUAUUAUCUGAUACCCACCUAAAAAGGGUUAACACAAAUCAAGGGGCAAUUCCAAGACUCUGUCGUGUUAGGAGUUGUUCGGGAGACCCUGAUUCUUUUUUUUUCUUUCUAUUUUCUGUCCCCCCCUUCCUACAUGGCGUUGUUCUUAUGGAUUCACCAUACAUUAAACGUAAUUUAAAAAUAAAUAUUUAUCUGUCUGCCUGUGGCCGCUCAGUAUUGCCAUUCCGUAUUUUUGUAUCACGGUGUACUGGACCUAAAGAACCAAGUUUGAUGCUUGGAAUUAGAAGUAUUGCUACUUGUGUGAAAUGAUGGCAACUUUGUCAGUUUAUCUCCAAAAUCUUUCUUUCACAGCUUCAACCAAAGUUGCCCUAUUACAACACCUGCGUAGAGACCGGGCCGUGUCCAGUGAAGGGGCCUAUCCUGUUUUUUUCUAAUACAUGCAGAUAAUAUUUAAUUAUGCAGAGUUGCCUGGCAGUAUAAACCACCAACAGAGCAAAUCUCCGCAGUGCUAGAAUGCCCAAUAAUUCCACGCGUAACACAGGGCGCUGACAUGAGGCGGGUGCAAAUGCAUUAAAUAGAGUGAUGUUUCCAGUCUGAAGAGCUGACAUUUAGUGCACUUUUGUUUCAUUUGUUUCUUUCUCAAGGACAUUUCAAUAAAUUAAAACUGAAUGGGUUCAGUGGCCAUAAAUCACGCAGUAAGUGCCUUCUUUGUGCUGGACAUGACAAACAUGAAACUCCUCCUUCCUUUGUCUUAUUGCAAAGCCCGGGCUCUAAAUAACAGAGCCAUUUAAACCCUCAGCCUUGCUGGUGCUGGUGGAGAUCUGAUUGCCGGGUGGGGGUUAGCUCCUGGCAUCAGAGGCCCCUGAUUGUAAAUCCUAAAACUUGGAAUAGGUAACUUCUCGCACCCCAGCCGGUGAGAAGCCAGUUUCCAUCUCUGGCACAGAUUCCUGUAUUUCCUCUGUCUUGUAGACAAAGUUCUCAAGGCUCUCCCAACAGUUCAGGAGAGGACAUUCUUCAAUGGGGAUACUGGCAAAACCUGAACUGAUGUUGUGGCUUGAAUGUUGUAAUGGCUAUUUCCCCCUGGGCCACUAACAGGCUACCCCAACACUGCGCUCCUUUCUACCCUGGCACUGCGCCCCUUACUACCCCAGCACCUGCCCCCUUGCUACUCCGGCACUACGCCCCUUAAUAUCCCAACAUUGCACCCCUUGCCCUUUGGCCCUUUCUACCCCAACACUGCACCCUUCCUACCCUGACACUGCGCCCCUUCCUACCCCAGCACUGCCCCCCUUGCUAUCCCGGCACUACGGCCCUUCAUACCCCAGGACUGCCCCCUUUGCUACCCCGGCACUGCGCCCCUUGCUACCCUGGCACUUUCAACCACAACACUGUGCCCCUUGCUACCCCAACACUGUGCCCCUUUCUACCCUGGCACUGUGCCUCUUCCUAACACAGUACUGCGCCCCUUUCUACCUCAGCACUGUGCCCCUUGCUACGUUGGCACUACAAGGGCUUGUGCUUGGGCUGGUGGCCCACAGUCUCAAAUCUCUCCAGGCCUGAACUGGUCCACUAAGAUAUUUAACUGGUGCCUGCAGUACCGGCUGCCAGACUAUUUUCAGUAUGUAUGACGUGGAGGUGUUUGCUAGUGGCUGUGGGUGAGAUGUGACAUUGGGGGCAAUGCUGUCACGGGGAAUACAGAUCUUUGUGAAUACUCUGUCAUGCUGAGCCGGUCAUACUGAUGGAGGUUGCAUGGAUAUUUGCUAUCACUCCGUAUCCAGCAUUCUCCAUCUGUCACACCCAGAUAUUGUUUGUGAAUAGGACCAACCACACAGACUGGUGAGCAAAAAAGGACAUUCAUUCGCACGUGUUCCUAUGGCCAAAUGUUGCUAGCUCUUCCCUGGAGUUUGGCUUGGGAAUCAUUGUUCUAAAGUGAGCAAGGAUUUAUGGUCUAACAUGACUUCUCUAGAACUAUUACGAGUAACGCAAGAAGGACGGACAUGCCCUCUAGAUUACCAGUUCUUUAAUACGUAAGAAGUGGAGGUGCUUUCUUUAUAAGAUAUUAUAAUGUAUGCAGGUUACUUCCAUCACACUACGAGAUACAUUAUUACAAGGACUGUGUGAGCCAACCAAUCAGCAUUUACUGACAUACCUGCCGGUGUGUAAUACUAGUAUACAAUUAAUAAAUAAAUAACGCUUCCAUUCGAUGUACUAACAGCAUGGCCAGCCAUCCGCAGUGAGAUGUAGCCAUUGCAUAGAAUUCUGAAUGAAGGAUGACUGUACUGGCAAUGACUCAACCUUCAGCUGGCUGAGAAUGAUGGUGGUUGUAUACCAAUAAUAGCUGGAAGAUCCAAGGCUUGCUUAGGGGCUUUGGAACAUCAACAUUUUAACUGUGGGAAGAAACUAGUCUAGAGUACACUAAGCUUUGUAAAGAGCUCCCUUCCCACCCCAGUGAGCAGGGUUAGUGGUUGGGGUGUGCAUGGGAUGUGUGUUAGUUGUGGGAUUGUUUAAAGGGAGUGUAGUGUGUGCUUUGUUCUGCAUGUGUAACCUAAUAAGUAAUCUGUUAAUGCCUGUAAAAGAUGUGGCAUUAAUAAAGGGUAUAUUAAGCUCAAAUAAAUCAACAUUUCAUUUUGUAAUUUAACUACAUUAUGUUCUGGGUAAUCUCUCUCUUUCUUUAGGGGUAAUGGGGCACUCACAGUGACACAGAUCUCUCUGCCCUGCAUCCUCUGCAUUGGGGAUAAGAGAGCAAGGAGAAUAGAUCUGUGCGGCUCGAUUAGGGUUAGUCCUGAACCUCUCUAGGACUCAAUGUAACAGGAAGGGGUGAGUUCAGGGGCAUUAAAUCAUCCAACAUCAUUCCUUAAAUCUAAUCCCUAAUGCACAGAGAUAACUAAGUGGUACUUCAAAUGAUAGAAAACCAACAGCACACAAACUAUGACAAAUUAUAAAUUCUAAAAAGGAUUAAAAAAUAUAUCUAUAUAAAAAAAAAUAGAAUAAAAUAAUAGAAUGUAUAGCCAAUUUCAGAACCCAAAUGAUUUCAAAGCUAUAAAUCUUAUUUAAAAAAUACAUUACUGUGUGGCAGUAUCUAUCUAUCUAUCUAUCACUCUAUCUAUCUAUCUAUCUAUCUAUCUAUCUAUCUAUCUAUCUAUCUAUCUAUCUACCACACUAUCUAUCUAUCUAUCUAUCUAUCUAUCUAUCUAUCUAUCUAUCUAUCUAUUUAUUUAUCUAUCUAUCUAUCUCUCUCAUGCAUUACACAAUGUCAUUUAUUUAUUCAGUGUGUUUAAUAUUUAAUUAAUGUUUCUUUCAUUCCAUAGCAAUGUAUGCUACUAAUAUAAACUGAGUAAAACUGUUUGGUUUAAUGAUUAAAUUAUUGGCUGAACAAAGGCUCACAGUCUCCUGUCUUAUUGCCUUCCCAGCAAACACAGAGCUUGCUGUUAUUAAUACGCUUAUUAAUUCUGUACAUUUUAUUGACAGAAGAUAAGAAGUGUUUAGUUUUCCACUUUGCAAAAAGGUGUAAUUUAGAUCAUACCGUGGGUCUGUUAUUAACAGUUGUCAAAUAUUUAGAAUUUGUUUGUUUGGUUUUUUUUGUGUGUAUUUUUUUUAUUUUAUUUUCAGGUUAGUGUAACAAUUAAGCAUCUUUUUUGUUCUAAGUUGUAGUUGUUUUCACAACACAAUUUUUUAAAAAAAAUACUUUGCUUUAGAUGUAAUUGUUUGUACACUCAAAGCAGUUUAUUCACAAAGCUCCAAAUUGUAGUGAAUUAAGAUCCAAAUGGUACAAAAUAGGACUAAAUUAAUAGAUCUUUUGUUCCUAAAUAUUCUCAUUCGGGUUUUAACACACAACAAUUCGGAGUUCAGCGUUUAUACCCCUAAAUAUAUAUUGUUGCGUUGUGUGCCUCUGGUUUGCUUUUCCAAAAUAUGGGCAAUUUUAAAAGAAAAAAUAUAUAUUUCGCAAAAAUAAAUAAAAAUUCCAAAUUUAAAUACAUUUAUUUGUUUGGGGAGACCAAAAUAAAUAAAAAAAUGUCUUCAUUUUGAAGUUGAUUUGUUAAUUUCACAGAUUCUGUACAGCUCUGCAGUUUCUAUUUGCGGUACUCUGCUCCUGACUCUGUUUGCAAUUUAUUUAUUUUUUUAAAAAGGAGUUCAGCUCCAGGGACAGGCUACCAUUCUAUGAUAUGAUAAUAAAUUUAAAGCAACAUGGUGCUGUUAUAAUAAACUAUAUAACUUUAAAAUGUAAGGGGCUCACUUAGUUUCAUAUUUUUUUAUUUGCUAUAUACAAAAAAUAAAUUAUAACACUAUUUAUUUUUUAUGGUACCCAUAAUAGAACAUCACUUCUAGUAAUCGUGACAUUGUAUUUCUGUUUAGUAACAUCCACAAAAUACUCUUGUUGGGGAUUUGUUGAGAUAAAUAUUGCCAGUAUACUCUACUAGUAUAUGCCAUUGACAUCAUAUGAUUUACAUGGGGACCAGGGACCAUACCAACCUGCAAUAUACUUCUUUAGCAUUAUUUCAGUGAUGGUUGUUGAUGUAAAAGGAGAGGAAAAAAGAUUUAAGUUUGACCAGAAUAGACAAUGGAGAGACUGAUCUAAUAAGAAAUCUUAACACCCUAAUCUAUCCUUUGUACAGUCCUUCAAUCUGUUUCUUUUCUGCUGUUUAUUCUCUGUAAUACCUGUAGAAAUUCUCUCAGACCUUCCUGAUGUUACCCGUGAUGUAGGUGCACCCCAGCCUUCUGCUGUCUGGGUAACUGCUAUCUUGAAUACAGUGACUUCUGUCUCUCCCUGUAUCAUAUCUCCCAACAGUGGAAAGUAUGAAUUCAGGGUGUGACGGUGUUGGGAGAGCAGCCCCAGUCAGGGUAGCCAUGUACAAAGCGUUAUUGAAGCCCUUUCACAGGCGGGGAAUGUCGUCAGCUCAGUUUGCACAGUGUGCAUGUUUAAUCAUGUGCUCACGUUGGGUUUGUUUCAUCAGGGAACAAACCCAGGAUAAACUGUCAGGAACCUCAAAUCAGGACUGUCCUACCUUCCCCAGGACUGUUAGGAGGAAUGUGGAUGUGUGCAGGGAUCAACUGAUAUAAUUUUUUUCAGAACUCAUGCCAAUACAGAUUAUCGGUCGCCUUUUCGGGUCGAUUGAUGAUAGCCGCUGCCAAUAUUCUCCACAAAGUUUUGAAAAAGUAACACAAUUAUAUAAAUAAAUCUGGCACUAACUGAACAUGCUGACGGCAAUCACACUCUUAUCACUCUCAGGAAUAGACAACUAUCAGUGUGGCCACACAAAACAAGGUAUGAGGAACUGGAUAAAAAAAAUCCAGUUAUAGCGAAAAAGAUAGUACUCACAAAUGCAGGAAAACCUCUCACUGCUGCGCAAACAGUGACAAUCCACAGUACAAAUCAAACAAAUAGAGGCUGCGCAAAAUGUUGCUAUGUGCACAAACAAAGUGCUGCCAAAAUUUAUUGGAGGACAAAAUAAUAAACAAACGUUCCGGUUACACCAUGAUGCAUUGAAAAAGGGUUGUACCCGAAACGUUUGUUUAUUAUUUUGGCAUCACUUUUUUUUGUGCACAUAGCAACAUUUUGCGCAGCCUCUAUUUGUUUGAUUUGCACUCUCAGGAAUAGUGAGAUGUCAGCAAGUACUGAUAGGAGUCUGAUUGCUGUCAGCAGUCACACUCAAUCACUCUCAGACAGCGAGUACAUGUUGGGAUCCCUGAGAUCCCAACAUGUACAGUGCUGUUACCAAGAGAAGUUUGAUUGCUGACAGCAAUCACACUCCUAUCACUCUCAGUAAGCCAGCCCAGUACAUUACAGUAGAUUAUUCACUGUUUCACCUCCCUGACUCACAGGGAGCGGGUUAACGUGAGGUCACGGUGUGGCGCAUCAUUGGUUGCCAGCCAGAGUUUCUGGAUGCAAAAAACAGAGUGUGGUGACUGGUAGAGAUGAGUAAGUUAUCAGUAAUAGCGAUAAAUUACAAGGUCGAUACCGAUACCGAUAUCAGAUGCAGAAUAUUGGCUUUAAUUAUCAGAGGAACCGAUAAUCCUUCUAUCCCUAAUGUACACACAUAUAUAUAAUAUAUAAAUCUUCCAAAGGAAACAUUAUUUAAUUAUUUGUUUUGGGAAACAUUUCUUUGAUCCCAAACUGCAGUUUACCUUUCAGUGACUCAUUCCCAAAUGAACUACUGACAUCGCAAGCCAAGGUUCAAAACCAGCGGAACAGCAGAAAGGGAACACUCUGCCAAAAGCAAAGAUAAAUGAAUAAGUGCUUUAGAUUCUGGCAAUCAAUAUUAGCAAGCUGUCUUUAUCAGCUGUCUUAAUAACUAGUGAUUGGUCUACAAACACAGAUAGACACCCAGUUUAUAGAAUGGUUUACACAGCGUUAUCUGGAACGCAGAGGGGCAGGUCAGAGUGCACCAGCGCUCAGAGGUGGCUGCGAAGGGGAAAUUUGCUCGCCCGUGUAAAUAUUAUCAUUAGGUGUGAAUCGCGGACUCACAAUAGAGCUGCAGCAGAUUUAAGUACCUGCUCAUUGUGUGCGUUAGCUGUGUAGCAAUGAAGGCCUUUCAUUCCUGCUUUGCUUUAUUUGAGAUGGAUGAGGUUAUUAGAUGAAUUGAUCCUUACUUAUCUUUAAACUUUCUUUGUUGUUUCUGACCUUUCCUCGGAUUAACCUACCGAGGCCUUGCAUGGUAUAAACUCAUACGGGAAGGAAUGAUAUGAGUGCUCACGAUAAAUUAAAAAAUUAACUAUGAAAGCUGAGACGGGUGAAUCAGAAAUCACGUCAUGUCUAAAAACAAAGUCUCUUAGAUUUGUUGCAUUGGUUGGACUUUUAUAUCAUUUAUUAUACUAGCAAUUACUCAAAAAUCUCAGGAUCCAGCGAUAGUGCUGCGUUUGAUAGUACUUUGGGAUCUUUUUACUUCCUCCACCCACUCCUGCCCCUUCUAUUUUUCUUCUCUUUAUUAAACUUCAUUUUUUUUGUAAAUCAAAUUUAUUUUGUUUUCAACGUAGCAAACUCAAACAUGCGCUCCUAGGAAUGCAAAGAGCAGGUAGCAUAAUAACACAGAAUUACAAAUCUGUUGUAAACAGCCAUUCGCUACAUCGUGUACACCGGCUCAGUAUAUCAUUUUUUGAUUUUGAUUAAAUUCUGACAAAACAUUUCAAAUUGUUUGAGCAUUAUAUCCUCCUACUUAAAGGACCACUAUAGACACCCAGACCACUUCAGCUCAAGGGUUAACCCUUUCUGCUGUAAACAUACACUAGGGUUAAUCCAGCCUCUAGUGGCUGUCUCAUUGACAGCCGCUAGAGGCACUUCCGCGCUUCUCACUGUAAUUUUAACAGUGAGAAGACGCCAGCGUCCAUAGGAAAGCAUUGAGAAUGCUUUCCUAUGAGACUGGCUGAAUGUGCGCGUGGCUCAUGCCGUGCAUGCGCAUUCAGCCACUGAUGGGGAAAGGAGGAGGAGAGUCCCCAGCGCCGAGGGAGCCCGGCGCUGGAAAAAAGGUAAGGGAUUAACCCCUUCCUCACCCUAGAGCCCGGCGGGAGGAGGGCCCUGAGGGUGAGGGGGACCCAAGGACCCUAUAGAGCCAGGAAAACGAGUAUGUUUUCCUGGCACUAUAGUGGUCCUUUAAUUGAAUUCUCUCAAAAUUAUUGUAUAUAAUUCUCAAUAUUUUAAUUCCAAAAAGAUCCUCAGGAUUCCAGGUGUAUUCGGUUUAAUAAGACCUACCACUUCAUACAACUUUUCUUCACUUAUUUAUAAGAAGUAUAACAAAUACUAAAAUAUAUACUUUAACCCAUUAAGGACCAAACUUCUGGAAUAAAAGGGAAUCAUGACAUGCCACACAUGUCAUGUGUCCUUAAGGGGUUAAAGGGACACUAUAGUCACCUGAACAACUUUAGCUUAAUACGAAAGAAAAAAAUGUAAACCGCGCUUUUAUAAAUAUAAAUAAUACAUACAUAUACUUGUAGGUAAUUCCAAUGAGUCAGAGAUCUCGGAAUAAAUAAAAUAAAUAAUAGUGCAAUACAGUAACAAUAAAUAUUAUGAGAUGGUGAUUAUAGCUUGUAGUUCAAUCCACUCACAUUUGUAUGAGCUAUAACAGAGCUCAGCUGUAGUGCGCUUGGACGGUAUAAUCCCCGUCUUAGGAUGUGAUGUUCCAAUUGGUCCAGAUAUUUUGAAGUGCAGUAUGCGUAGUAAAAAAAAAAAAGAAAUAGCAGCCAAUAGUGAAGUAAGUACUAUUGAUGGAAUUAAUAGAAAUUUGGUAAUGUACUUACAAUUUUCUGAGCAUAUAACUUGCUCUAGUAUAAACAGUUUAGGUGGUAUAAUCCCCACCGAGGAUAUGCAGAAUCCAGGAAGUAAAAAAUGAAUAUAAAAGUAACUAAUUAAAAGUAUACUUUAAUAUAAAACAAAACAUAAUAUAAACAUAAAAUAUGUAAAAGAAAGUCCCACUUAACGUGUUUCGCCCGGUAGGCUUCUUCAGAAGCAAUUAGACCACACUUCUGAAGAAGCCUACUGGGCGAAACGCGUUAAGUGGGACUUUCUUUUACAUAUUUUAUAUAUUUCAUAGCUUAAUGAAGCAGUUUUGAUGUAUAGAACAUGCCCCUGCAGCCUCACUGCUCAAUCCUCUGCCAUUUAGGAGUUAAAUCCCUUUGUUUAUGAACCCUAGUCACACCUCCCUGCAUGUGACUUGCACAGCCUUCCAUAAACACUUCCUGUAAAGAGAGCCCUAUUUAGGCUUUCUUUAUUGCAAGUUCUGUUUAAUUAAGAUUUUCUUAUCCCCGGCUAUGUUAAUAGCUUGCUAGACCCUGCAAGAGCCUCCUGUAUGUGAUUAAAGUUCAAUUUAGAGAUUGAGAUACAAUUAUUUAAGGUAAAUUACAGCUGUUUGAAAGUGAAACCAGUUUUUUUUCAUGCAGGCUCUGUCAAUCAUGGCCAGGGGAGGUGUGGCUAGGGCUGCAUAAACAGAAACAAAGUGAUUUAACUCCCAAAUGACAGUGAAUUGAGCAGUGAAAUUGCAGGGGAAUGAUCUAUACAUGAAAACUGCUUUAUUUAGCUAACUAAAUUAACUAUAUUUGUAGAAUCCUCCUCAGAGGAAGACUCACUGAAACCAUCACAGGUUAUUUACAAAACAUCUUGCAGCCCAUCUCGCCCAAGGUCGUUAACAUUGGAUCAUUAUAAAUAGAGAUAAAUGCAAAGGAAAGUGUUAAUCUCCCAAAAUAUACGAUAUAACAUUUGGUGAUUUGGCAGAACUCUCUCUCUCUCUCUAUAGCUAUAUAUAUAUAUUUAUACUUAUAUAGGCCAGCGCUCAAUCAUUUGCCUUUUUUUACACAAAAAAUCCUAAAUGUCUGCCCUAGCCACAGGUAGUUCAUUUGCAAAGUCCAGCUUUAACCAUGAAUUAUCGCACAAACUAAGUGUAGAAAAAAGUAGGAAGGAAACAAGAGAACUUCAGGAGAAUCUGAAUGUAUAUUGAUUAAUCUUCAACAAACGUUAGUGCUUUAGCUAUCUAUUGCAAAUAAUAUUCCCUGGUCUAAGGGCAACGUUUUAUUAUAUUUGAUAUGAAAUGAUUAUGUUUUAUAAAAACAUAUACUGUACAAAUAUCAGUUGUAUAUAACAUUAUACCAUUGUAUUAUUAUAUUGAAAACACUUUAAGAAAUAGUUGUGAAAAAAGUAAAUCUUAACCUACUAGGGAAAUUUAAGGAUAGCAUUAAGUGCCUCCAUCUGAAGUCCAACCCAAUAAUGAUUCAGAGUAAUAAUCUGUGUUCUCCUUUUUAACUUUUCCAGCCUCUAACCAACCCGGCCUGAUUGGGAAAUGCAGACGGCCCAGAACGGCCUUCACCAGUCAGCAACUCUUGGAGCUGGAGAAUCAAUUUAAACUUAAUAAAUAUUUAUCACGACCCAAGCGUUUCGAGGUGGCGACUGCUCUCAUGUUGACUGAGACACAGGUGGGUGCAGUAAAUGGCAUUAGUAUCCUGUGGUCACUCCCCAGAGAUGCUGUUGUGAAUUCACCAUAUUACUUACCAUCAGUUCUACAAACGUGGCUCUGCAAAUGUUGUUAUUGUCCAUAAAAAGCAGGCUGGGUGAUAGACAGUUAAUUCAGAAAUAGAGAACAAAGGGGAAACCGAGUUUCCAAUAAAGUGUGAUUGCAAGCUCUUUAGACCAGGUCUCAUGAAUAAAACUACAGACAUAUGUACUAUUUUGUAACAUGAUGGCCACCAAUACAAGUUUAUUGGUUUAUGUUCCUAUUUCCCAACUCAGUGGAACUCAUUCUAUCAACCUCAGGGGGAUAAAAGUGGAAAAUUCUAGGCAUAAACCUGUUGUUUCUCAUCCAGUGUAGCUGAGCUACCUCAUCGUCCACACUGUGUUACCUUAAAAAAUUCAUAGAGCCCCCAUAAAAUCACAGUCAAGGUUCCAAAUUGAAUUUGGAUUCAUAUAUAUAUAUAUGUGCUUCUUUUUGGAUCAUUGUUCCGACUGUAGUCCAGAACGGUACACAGUGGACAGAGUAAUUAUUAUUAAGCAGGCUAUUCAUAAAAAUCUAGAAUUAUGGUAGUUUUAAUAAAUAAAUGUGACCGUUAUAAAACAAAUGCCCGAUGUUGUCUUAUAAUUCACUCUCUGAAAGCUCACUAAAACUAAUAUCUUUCAAUGAAGAGUCUACCGUUGUAACACGAGUUACAUGAAUUGCUGAAAUUUGCACAUAGUGCCUUUAUUACCACUUUAGCUCAGUGUCUUUUUCUCUUAAGGUUGAAUGCAACAAAUAUUGCCUGCCCUAUGUUACUCUGUUCGUCAGUGGUAGAAUGUGAGAUAGCUCAGUUGGUUAAAGCACCAACUGUUCCCCUGGUUACAGGCUCUGAUUCCUACAUGGUCACAUGACUUUCAUUCUACUGAUAACAUACAUAUCCCAGAUACACUUAAAAAAUGUAAGAAAAUCAAUGUGCCCUUUUCCAAAAAAUCUUGGUUACAUUUGUCUUUUGCACUUUCUAGACGUGUUUAGUUUAAGUAGGUUGUGCCCUCUAGUGUUCAGAUUGAAAAACAUUUUCUCCACGACCGAAGCUCAGAGCUGCAGAGCAUUCACACACAGGCGACAGAAUUUGACAUACAAUAGACACAGAAGGCACUGAUGGCUACCUAAAAGGAGUCCUCUUUCUCUAAAUAUGCCCAUUUGUGGUUCGUUAAACACGCAACAAAAAGCUUUUUAGUACAUUUAAAUAAGUUGUGUUAGUGACCAGCGUUUCCCUUUGAAUACAAAUAUGUCAUUCCAUUUUUGGAUUUGAAACUCCAGACACAUUUAUCUUUUUGUGUAUCAGGUUGUAGGGAAUAAACACCUUAGAGAAAAGUGCACGGCAACGCAGAAAUAAAAUGUCCACUACAAUGCACAAAAAUACAAAAAUAAAAGGUUUACUACAAGGCACAAAAAUACAAUGAGAAAGACAUAUUUGUAAGUGUGUCAUGUAUUUAACUAAAAAACAUUUCCUGUUGGGCAUGAAUAAGUGAUAGUGACUCUCAUUAAAACUCUUUUCAGGUAAAAAUCUGGUUCCAGAACCGCAGGAUGAAAUGGAAGCGGAGUCGAAAGGCUAAAGAACAAGGACCAAUCUGCCAAGGAGACAAACCAAGAGGUGGAGGAAAGAUAGUAACUGAAAAUACACCGAAUGAAGAUAUAGAGGAUGAAGAGGAAGAUGGAGACUUUCACAGUCCUGAUCGAAGCACGGACAUCUUGAGGCAUACCGCACAGCUGAGCUACAGCCCAGAAUCCUUAAGCUCAGAAGAAGACAAUAUUACUGCACCUUCUCCAUGAGAUGGAACACAUUGGAUGUUCUCAUGGAUAGAUGGACUUCAGGUGCUCAACAACACCGAACUUAAUUUUAUUUAUUUAUCAAAGGCCAUAAAAUUCCACUCAAAUGUGGAGAGUAAAGACCUAGCAAUGAUAUUUAAUUUAUAUGUAUUUAAUGUCUAAUUAUCUGCCAUGGGAACUAUGAGUUGGGUUGGGGCUAUAAUGGUACUAGUGAAGAGUGAUACAGAACAGGGGAACAGCUCGGAACUGAUCUAUUAAUUCCUGAACUUUAUGAUCUAUUAAUUCAUGAACUUUAUGUUGGAAGUCGGCCAGGAGUGGCUGGACUAUUUCUGGUGGUCAUUGGACUACUGGGCCAUUUCUGAGCACUCUCUCUGGAUUUUCCCAUAGUUUUAUGUGUGGUGAGUGAGGACAGGACUGACAAAUAUUCUUAGGACUUGUUUUUCUCAGCCUAAAGAAGUGUAUAUAGAGAUAUUGCCUUUCCUAUCAAGCAAUGAUCAUUACUUAAGAAAUCAUAGCAAUAUAAUGUGCCAAAUAAACAGAGACACCCAUUGAGAAACACUUUGCUGUCUAUACAAAGUAUAAUCUGUCUAUGAGCAUAUGGUAACCAACAGUUUCUGAGAAAGAUUCCAAAUGUCUGAGAGAGUCCAACACCUUCCAUGAUAAUAACAUCCUCACCACCACAGCUUGCAUUCAUCCCGGGGCCAUGCUAUUAUGUCUGUAUUAGAGUCAUAUAAUUGCACCUGUAUAUCAAGUGGUUCUUUUGGUUAAAACAAAAACAUAGUUUGGCCUAUAUUGAACAAAUGGCACUUCACAACCAUAAAAGGCCUGUCUUAUAUAUAAGCGUCUUAAAGGCUUUGUUGGGCAAAAUAGGUUUAUAGGCCAUCCUUCAGAAGAUAUUGAAGAGAGACUUAUGAAAUGAUGACAUAAGUUUAUUAUAAUGUUUUAUCUCAAUAUAUAUUUUUUAAAAUAGCAUAUGUUUUUGUUUGUUUUUAAAAUAAUUUACAGAUAAACCCAUUAUGUCUCUCUAAAACUUUAAGUUAUGCCCAGUAGCCUUGUUGGUCUGUUAUCUAGAAUGAUCCUAC